AUGAUAAGCCUCAGGUUUCAACCAAGCACCGCCGGUGUUUUAUCGGCGUCGGUCAGCCGUGCCGGUUUUAUCAAGCGGUGCGGUUCGACUAAAACGGUAAGGAAUUUCCGGUUCAGAACGAUGGCUAUGGCGGCGAGUCCUCUCGAAAUCUGCGUCAAAGCUUCCAUUAACACACCAAACAAGCUUGGAGACUGCCCAUUUUGCCAAAGGGUGUUACUGACUAUGGAGGAGAAGCAUGUAGCUUAUGACAUGAAAAUGGUGGAUUUGAGUAACAAGCCAGAAUGGUUCUUGAAAAUAAGUCCAGAAGGUAAAGUCCCAGUUGUGAAGUUUGAUGAGAAAUGGGUUCCGGAUUCGGAGAAAUGGGUUCCGGAUUCGGAUGUUAUAACACAGUCUUUAGAAGAGAAGUAUCCUGAGCCUCCUCUCGCAACCCCACCUGAUAAGGCUUCAGUUGGGUCGAAGAUCUUCUCCACAUUUAUCGGUUUCCUCAAGAGCAAAGAUCCAGGAGAUGGAACUGAGCAAGUUUUAUUGGAUGAGCUUAGUACAUUCAACGAUUAUAUCAAAGAAAAUGGCCCUUUUAUAAAUGGAGAGAAGAUCUCAGCAGCGGAUUUGUCCUUAGGACCAAAAUUAUACCACAUGAAGAUUGCAUUGGGACAUUUCAAGAACUGGUCUGUUCCAGAUUCACUAUCUUUCGUUAAAUCAUACAUGGAGAAUGUUUUCUCGAGGGAAUCAUUCACGAAAACACGGGCGCAAACAGAAGAUGUAAUUGCUGGUUGGAGGCCAAAGGUGAUGGGUUAA
Messenger RNA from Arabis nemorensis, 795 nucleotides. Lineage: Eukaryota; Viridiplantae; Streptophyta; Magnoliopsida; Brassicales; Brassicaceae. The record is from the annotation of a GenBank genome assembly.